This is a messenger RNA of Aureobasidium vineae, 5478 nucleotides long. The record is from the annotation of a GenBank genome assembly. Lineage: Eukaryota; Fungi; Ascomycota; Dothideomycetes; Dothideales; Saccotheciaceae.
AUGUUACUGGAGCCUUCGCUCGGUGAGCUGCCACCGGAGCUCGACCUUCUCGUCCAACUCGCUACCGACGACAGCCGCCCGACGGUGAUCCUGGACUCGUCCAAAUCGCGUCCGACCUGUAUCUUCAAGAAUCUCGCUUUCGAACACGCCCUCGCUCAUGCCCCCUCGAGUGCGCUAGAAGAUUGGUUCUCUACCGAGUUGAGCACUCCGUGCACGACAACGGCUACGCCGGCCACAGGCUUCGCAAACAGAGAAUGGACCAAGAAAAAGCUCGGAGAGUCAUACGUCGUCAUAUACUAUCAGGUGCCUAUCACUCCUUGGAUACGCUAUCUGUUGGACUACGACUGGAGCAGAACCGCCAUAGGGACCCUCUGUGGUCCACACAUAUACCAAUGGCCGACACAGCUACGUGGGAUACUACUUAGCUUUAUGCACUGUCCGCGGCCAAGGAUUGUCUACUGGGGCCCAGAUCUGAUCCAAUUCUACAAUGAGUCCGCUGCAAAGCUGUUUGGUUCUGGACAUCCUGCCUCAUUGGGCAACAAGCAGGUCGAUACCUGGGGUCAGGGCAUGAAGGACUAUACAACAGAGCUAAUCCGAACCAGUUGGGAGGAAGGUCAAUCUGUUCACAACAAGGAAAAAAUGAUGUUGCUUGAGCGAGAUGGCUUUCCUGAAGAGUCGUAUUUCGAUUGGUUCUUGCUUCCCUUCACUGGUUCCGACGGUCGCUGGAUUUGCUCUGUGAAUUGCUUCAACGAAGUGACGUCUGAAGUCAUUCGAAGGAACAGAGAGGAUGUCUCCUUCAAGCUCCUCGAAAAGACUACGCACGCUACAGACCUUUCUAGCCUCUGGCUCGAAUAUUCAGGUAUUCUGGAUGAAGAGGCUGACGAUGUAGCUUAUACACUUCUGUAUAAAGUGCAGGAGGAGGCGGCUGAGUUCAAUGGGAAGAAGCAGUACAAAAUAUACGCUUCUUCCGGUCUAAACUCACACGCCGCCUUGGAGAAUCCAUCUAGCGAGUUGAUCGAGAUAUUUGAGCAGGCAGANAGGGGUGAAAACGUCAUCGCAUUGACAGGCGACAAGUUUUUGCCAGAGCUCGGCAUUGCCUUGUCUGAAUAUGGCACAGUCACCUCGGCCUUCGUUUUUACCAUAUUCGACACUAAAGGCUCAGCUCAAGGCUCAGUCGUCGUAGGCGCAAACCCUCGGAGGCGAGCUGACGANAAAAUGAAGAGGUUCAUAUACUCGCUAAGCGAGAUGCUCCUCAAAGCGGUCAUUAUACUGCAAUCUCCAUCUGACCAACGCAAAUUGCUGCGGGCAGAUGAUAGUCUCGGAUAUCGCGUCCAAUUGGAGAAGCUUACCAGACAGCUGAGUAUCGCCACUCUGAAGAAUGAGAAGAACCAGGAGACAUUCAGCCGCAUGGCAGAAGAUGCCCCGAUUGGCAUGUUCUUGUACGCAGGUGACGGUACACCGAUCUACAUGAAUGAUUCGUUCCUUGAACUCCUCGGUGAGACAAGAGAGGGCUUCACAUUGAAGGCUAAGACGGGAUAUGCUUGGCGCGACUGUAUCCAUCCUGAUGACGAAGAGUUCAGUAAAGAAGCCUGGAGGGCCGCUGCAGAGUCUUACGGAGUCCAGGUGUUCCAGUUUCGUGUCAGGGCAGGCACCGAGUCGUCACCCACUCGCGCACGCUGGCUUGAAGUCGUGUGCUUCCCACAGCGUGAUGAGAAUGAAGCUCUUACAACCGAGAGAAUGAAUGCAGCGAUCGAUACGAAGAGAAAGGCGCAGAACUUUAUAGACAUGAUAUCGCUCACANNGGUGAUCAUCGAUGAGGUUCUUGAUUUCUCUAAGUUGGACUCAAAUCUUUUGGUACUGGCUCCGGAAAGAACAAGACCUCGAGAGGUGAUCGAGAAAGCUCUCAAGAUGUUCGAGGCCGAACUAAAGAAGGCUGACAUCAAAACCGAAGUUGAAGAGUUCCCGAGUGAGUGCAUUGUAGCAGAUGUUGUGUGUGACCCUAGCAGGUUGUUGCAGAUCAUCAUCAAUCUCAUCACAAAUGCCCUGAAAUUCACCCGAAACUCUGAUACCCGUCGCAUCACUCUGGCGUAUGGAUGCUUUUCGGCACCACCCUCAGCACAGGAUUGCGGAGUUCAGUUUAUCAAACCGCGCAAAAAGGACUUCGAUGAAACCGAGACUGUCUCAGCAAUGCUUGCCGCUGAGGACUCGGAAGACGGCGCUGAUGAUGUUUACCUGAUGUUUAGCGUCACAGACACCGGUUGUGGCCUUACACUAGAAGAGUCGCAACUCCUGUUCCAAAGGUUUGCACAAGCUCCCAAAACGUACAAGCAGUAUGGUGGGUCUGGAUUGGGCCUGUUCAUAAGUCGCGAGCUCGUAGAGCUACAAAAGGGCCAAAUCGGUCUGCACAGCGAACCUUCAGUGGGUAGCCGAUUUGCUUUUUACAUUCAAGCCAAGCGUGCCGUGCGAUUGAGUCGUUCUGGUUCUGUUGCAUCUGUCGAGUCCACGAUCAGUGUUAAGAACCUGCCACGCUCUGUGGGUGGAACAUUUGACACAGUCAAAGUUCUUGAAAAGAUCGAUACAGUACCGCAACCAAAGACUCUAGUGAAGGACAUGCAUGUUCUGCGCUGUCAAGUCAAUGUAGCUGAGAACGGUCUCGAAGCCCUCAACUACCUAUCCAAAACCACAUAUCUUUCGAGUACAAAGAAGGCCACGCCACUGAGUAUGAUCUUGCUCGAUGUCGAGAUGCCUAUCAUGGAUGGUCUGACCUGUAUACGUCGCAUCCGCGCGCUCGAACAAUCUGGAGAGAUAUCUGGCCAUGUUCCUGUAAUCGCAAUCACGGCGAAUGCUCGCAACGAACAGAUCGCUGCUGCGAUUGAAGCUGGAAUGGACUCGGUGGUCACCAAGCCAUUCACUAUAAAGGAUCUCGUGCCGCAGAUGGAGGCCUUGGUCGACACGUGGUGCAAGGCUGACAGGAUUUAUGCAUGCAUGCACGCCCACAGCCCGCAUGAAGUCCAAUCAGCCUGGACUUCGACGCUUCGCAAGGAUUUGCACGAAACCGUGGCGUCCACGUACAUCAAGUGGCAGAUUUUUUUACCACAACGAGUGCAGUUGAAUCUCUGGUACAAAGGGGGCAACGUGUCGGUGAACAAUGGGUACAUCAUCACAGAAUACCUGCGCUACAACACUAUCAUCCCAGGCAUUCCAACGGAUCUCAAUGGUCCAAGCUAUGCUGGAGCAUAUGAUGCAACCAUUGUGGAAUCCAUAGUCUCCACUGGCAACUUUACCACGAUAGCAUUCCCUACACCCAGCAUGAAUUUUGCAGACUUUUUCGUGUUCGCCGGUUACAAAAACAGUGCUGGAGUAUGCAUUGGUACUAAUGUGAACGAUCCGCGUACGACAUAUGAUGUCUCCUCUGUGGCUCAAUCUUGGUUCUCAACCGCUGCCAUAUUUCCCUUCAUACCUAACAGCCAAAUCUUCUACGACGGCACCGACUACACAAGCUUCUAUGUCGGCUAUGACAGUCAGGUCUCGUCUCAGACGAGCACCUGGAACCAGAGGGUUGUCACGACUGAGAUAGGCGAUGGAAUGUUGGCCUGGCUGGCGAAGCAAUCCACCGUCAUAUCCUUGGUCCCACAUAUCAUGAGCUGCUCACGUGCGUCUGCUGCUGGUGCUCCUCAGCUGCACAUCCAAGUUUCGUUCUUGACGUCUUCAUCUGCGGUUACCAGCACGACAAAUGCGAUUUACUUCAACACGGCAGCCACGACGACGUCGGCUGUACCUGCCAGCAAGACACCACCUGUUAUUACCAAUACGAAACCGCCAACUGUCAACAUUCCAUCUCCCACCACAGCAGAGGUAUCUGUCGGCAAGCCCUCGAACGAGCCUACACAGCCUGCUGAGAGUCAGAAUGGGGGCGCACCUUCGGUCGUGCCUUCCGAUAAUCCUGACAAUCCACCUACUCAACCUACCACGGUUCAAGGAGGAGGCGAAACGUCUGGCCAGCCAGCACCGUCCACUAAAGCAGAAGCUCCUUCCGACAAGCCACCUCAAGAGCCUGCUCUACCUACUGUCACUCAGAAUGCAGGUGCGCCGUCAGUGGCUCCUUCCAAGAAGCUCAGCCAAAUAGCUAGUCAGGGACCAGAUUCGUUCUCAGUGGCACCUUCCGAUAACCCUGAAAUUCAGCCUGCACCAACGACAAUCGGUCAAGAGGCAGGUGUAACGUCGGUGGCGCCUUCCCAGGGCAAUACGAAUCCAGGCACAAAAGUUGUUCAGUCGAGCGAGCCAGUUGUCGUCGUCAUUGGUGGUGUUACCGCCACGGCGCUUUCUCCAACUGCCAUCCCUGACCAAGGAAUAGCCCCUAAUACUGGAGGACAUGCAGUAGAGGUCCCCGAAAGUACUCACUCACCACAGAUAUCCGACAACACAGUUGCGGCAUCUUCUCAAGCGAUCUCACUCGUGGCACCGGCACCAGUUUUGAUUGGCGAUGCUACUGCUACCCCAAUCGCAUCGAGUGCUCUUGUCAUCGGAGACCAGACGAUUGUUCCGGGAGGACCUGCUGUCGUCGUGUCGAGCACGACUUACCUGAUACCGGCUUCUCGGAGCCAUAUCAUCGCCAAUGGACAGACGUUCGAGAUCUCUACUGUUGCUCUACCUACUGUACCUGCCGCGCCAGUCGUUGGCAAUUCGGCUGGGCCCAUCUCAUCCGGCGCGUAUGCCAUGGGAGGCCAAACACUUAAUCCUGGUGGCCCUGCCAUCGAAAUCGCUGGAACUACAUACUCUAUGCAAGAGUCGGGCGAUGUCCUUGUCAAUGGCAAUGCAGUAUCCAUUUCGGCAGUAGCGCCUCAAACAUUGCUACCACCUGUACUUAUUGGUUCGAUCACGGCCACACCUGUAGCUUCCGACAAAUACGUGAUAGCAGAUCAAACUAUCAAUCGUGGAGGACCUGCUGUACUAGUCUCCGGAACUACGUAUUCUCUACCACCAUCCGUUAGCAAUGCCAUUGUCAAUGGAGAAGUGGCGCCCAUGUCUACCAUUCAGACUUCGGUGCAACCGCCGGCCACUGUAGUCAUAGGUGAUGUUACGGCAAAGCCAGAUUCUGGCAUCAUCGUUGCGUCGCAGACGUUGUACCCUGGUGGUCCAGCCAUCAUCGUUCAAGGCGAGACUCUCAGCAUCCCUACAGAUGGAACUGCAAUGGUGAUCCGGUCAGGAACGAGCACGACCACAGAAGGGAUCGGUGGUUAUGUAUGGCAGGGUAUUGCUUCUUCGACUUCGACCUCGACCUCGGAUUCUGCAGUGUUGUCGAGGUCGUCAACUCGUGCUGGCGUUGCGUCGACGGAGGCAGCAGUUUCAACCGGGACCGAGGGCGCGUCGUCAGCUCAGACUACCACCUCUGAUGCAAGUGGUAAGCAGCCUGCAUUGAGUUUGAAGCCCGCUACAAUGGCUUUGGUGAUUUGUAUGUUUGCAGUUGUCCUCUUGUAA